AUGGGAGCAGUCGCCUCGAGCCCGGCGCCUCCUGCGUCGGAAUCCAAGCCCAGCAGCGCGUUUACUGGCCUCACACGACUUGGAAGGUCGGAGGAGACGACGCAGGCAGAGUCUGACCCUGAAGAAUUCUCCUGCGUCAUGGGUGAUGUGGAGGGAUCGUCGCUUCGACCGCGAGCUCGCUUGUCCAAGGUUGCCAGCUGGGAGCAACUGCCACAAAGCCACCGGGGCAUUCGCUUGAGCGAGCUUUGGGAUUUCUAUCGUCCAUGCCAGGAGUGGCUGGAAGACCUGCGCUGGCGAUGUGUCAUGGAUCCUGCGGCAGUGGCGACGCUUCCAGCUUGGGACCCGAAGCUUGUGGCCUGUGCGGAGCAUCGCCAUCUCCCGGCCGUUUCGAAGGCCGAAACCUCUAUGAGGAAGGAGAUGAUCAUCCCUGCCUGUUCUGAGCUCCAAGUCUCCUAUGUGGAGCUCCUCCGACAACGCGCAGCCGGCAUGUGUGGAAGCUUCGACGGGGUCAAGGCUGACACCUUUGUGUCUCACUGGUGGGGAGAGGAGUUUCCCAAGUUCAUGCGAACCUUGGACAAUUUCAGCCGCGCACGAACUGCGCGGCUACCCUGGGCGCGCUGCACCACCAGCUAUCGUGACCCAGGAAGCUGGGCUUUUUGGAUCUGUGCCUUUGCAAACAACCAGUAUGCCAUCGACCAUGCGCUCGGUGACUCCACCGGCCACACUUCUCCGCGAACUGCUGUAUUGUCUUCUGCCUUCGCGACCGCGUUGAUGUCUGUGAGCGACGCGGUAGCCAUCUUGGAUGACCAUGCCAGGAUUUACUCACGGAUUUGGUGCUGCUUUGAGCUCUUCUCCGUUGCCAGGCUGCUGCCACAACGCCAGGGCAUCAGACUGGAGAUCUUCAUCGCCAACGAAACUGGUGUGGUAAGCUCCGGCUGCGGGAACGUGAGUUCCAUGAACAUGUUGAUCCAGAGCGUGAAGACAAGUGAGGCGCAGGCCUCGAACCCCGCGGACAAGGCCAUGAUACAAUCUGCCAUGGAAGCAGAGGGCACCAGCAACGACGACCUUGACAAUGCGCUGCAGUGCCUGGCGCGGGAAGGUCAGCGUGCAGCGCGGCACCGUGCCUGCAUCGAGUCGUGCUUCAUCUUUGUCAUCGCGCAGAUUGUCCUUAUCAAUCUGGUGAUAUCUAUGUACGCGAUUGUUUACAACUACGACCCGGGCACAGAACACCAAAUUCUGGACCUGAUGCACGAUGGCAUCGAAACGGUGAAGCAGGUCAGCCGACACUUUACCAUCGCCAUGCUCGCGGGCACCACAAUCCUGUUUGCAUACAAGGCCUGCUACUGGCAUUCCUCUGAGGGCUACUCGCGGCGAGUCCGUGUCAAUGUCAACCUCGUCUUGCUGAACCUGUGCAUCGGCGUGGUGAUUGUCACCGUUGUCUUCCCGCUAACUCUCAAUCAGUGGACGAUGCUUCUCUUGUGUCUCUCCGGCUCCAUCUACGUCAUCUUGGCAAUGUUUCCUUCUAUAUCCCCCUUGGGAAUUGUUUUUCAAUUUUUUGUUUAUAUAAAUCCCAAGAGAUAUUCAAAAGAUUCUUUUUAUAGAGGUUCUAAGGGGAGUAUAGCCUUGUCCCUGAUGGUAUCUUAUGGUCCUAUCACCUUUGGGGAAACUGCUGCAGCAAGCUAG
Molecule: messenger RNA, 1683 nt
Organism: Symbiodinium natans
Lineage: Eukaryota; Dinophyceae; Suessiales; Symbiodiniaceae
Source: the annotation of a GenBank genome assembly